GAAUACUUCAUAUUGGCAGACGUCUUCUUGAUAAUCUCCUUUAGUUUCUGAGAAUGAGCUUAUGGAUAUACCCACUAACUGCUUGCUUUCACUUACUUUUUUCGUUUCUUGGUUCAUUAUUCAUCAAGGACUGAUAAAUGGAGCUACUAUCAUCCCCAUCUCUCAGUUCAUAUUGCUCCUUCACCUGCAGACAGUCCACUUCUACCUCCAGAGAAUGGUCUCCCUCUUUCAUCAGAAUCCCAAACAGAAAAUCACAAUUGUCAGGUGGCUUUGAAAUGUUUACAGGCCUUAAGUUGACUUCAGAAAGGUUGCGACCAUCUAAUUUUACAGUUGAAGCUGUUGUUGGUGAUGCAACUGCUGUACCAAAUGAUUCUACCACAGAUCAUGUGUCAAUUAAUGAACAAGCUUACCCAAGAGCUAAUUCUGAAAGUGGUGAAGAGAAUGGCGAUGACUCAGCUGACCCUAAAAUGGUUCGAAUUAGUGACAAGCUGAUCGAGGUUUUCAUGGUUGACAAACCUAAUCCUAUUGACUGGAGAAGGUUGUUAGCUUUUAGCAAGGAAUGGAACACUAUUCGACCUCAUUUCUUUGAAAGAUGUCAAGAUCGGGCAGAUAAAGAAGAUGACCCGGGGAUGAAGCACAAGCUACUGCGGCUUGGAAGAAAGUUGAAAGAGGUUGAUGAAGAUGUGCAAAGACAUAAUGAACUUCUUCAAGUUGUCAAAAAUGCUCCUUCUGAGAUUGGUGAUAUUGUCGCCAGGCGACGUAAGGAUUUCACGAAAGAGUUCUUUAUGCAUCUACAUGCAGUUGCAGAAUCUUAUCAUGAUAACGAGGUAGAACAAAAUGCGAUUGCAAAACUUGGGAACACAUGCUUGGCUGCUGUACAAGCUUAUGAUACUGCAACUGAAAGCAUUGAAGCGAUCAAUGCUGCAGAGUUAAAAUUUCAGGAUCUUAUCAAUUCUCCUUCUGUUGAUGCUGCUUGUAGAAAGAUUGAUAAUCUGGCUGAGAAAAAUCAACUAGAUUCAGCCUUAGUUUUGAUGAUUACUAAAGCUUGGUCAGCUGCAAAGGAGACAAACAUGAUGAAAGAUGAGGUGAAAGAUAUAUUGUAUCAUCUGUACAUGACAGCAAGAGGUAACCUUCAAAGGCUUAUGCCAAAAGAGGUGCGGAUUGUUAAAUAUCUUCUUACAAUCGAAGAUCCUGAAAGGUUGUUAUGUGCAUUGAAAGAUGCAUUCACCCCUGGUGAUGAGCUCGAAGGGAAGGAUUUUGAUAACCUAUACACGACACCGGAGAAACUGCAUACUUGGAUAAAGGCGGUUGUGAAUGCGUACCAUUUCAGCAGAGAAGGGACACUGAUAAGGGAAGCUCGAGAUCUGAUGAACCCUAAAAUCAUUCAACAAAUGGAACAAAUGGAGAAAUUAAUCCGCGAUAACUUCAUGUAGUUUUCGUCGAAUACUUGUUUUAAUUUGGCUUAGAAUUCAAAGUAUAAUUAUUUUUAGAAACAUAGUUACAGUAGUUGGUUACUUGUACACUUCAUUUUUGUAUUCCAAUGGCAUUAAAUAUUUAUAAUCAUCAAUUCUUGAAAUUGCAGACAUU
Molecule: messenger RNA, 1587 nt
Organism: Cynara cardunculus var. scolymus (artichoke)
Lineage: Eukaryota; Viridiplantae; Streptophyta; Magnoliopsida; Asterales; Asteraceae
Exons: 7
Coding region: 138-1433 (431 amino acids)
Cellular component (GO): chloroplast thylakoid membrane; chloroplast envelope
Source: RefSeq, a predicted model, not a curated record